This is a messenger RNA of Nelumbo nucifera (sacred lotus), 636 nucleotides long. The record is from RefSeq and is a predicted model, not a curated record. Lineage: Eukaryota; Viridiplantae; Streptophyta; Magnoliopsida; Proteales; Nelumbonaceae.
AUGGUUGCAGCACCACAGUAUGGUAACUAUGCAAAAAUCCAAGAAACAGGAGUGUGCAAGAGAUGUAAGGUGGAUGGGCAGGAUAUGGAGGUAACUUUCUUCCAAUCUUAUAUUGAUGGCAUGGAUUUUGUGUUCACGGACAGCCUUAUGUUUCGCAAUAUUGAGGAAAAUAUAUAUGGGGGAGGUCGAGAGGAUAUUUUAAAAUGCAUGGGUCUCUUUGGUAAGGCACCUCUUAAGGUUCUUUUCUGUAAGCAUACCCGGUGCGUUCCUGUGAUCCACAACAUAGCACACCGGGGCCAUGGUCCAGUACGCGAUUUUUGUUGUGUGGAUCUUCCACAAAACUACUUCAUACUAUAUGACCCAGGAGGUGGGGAACACUUCAAUGUCCUUGCGGCUGGCCUGAGUGCUGCAGAUUGUGUAGUCACUAUAAGCCAUGGUUAUGCCAGGGAGCUGGAAACUAAAGAAGGGGGCUGGGGUCUGCAUCAAAUAAUCCAGCUUUAUGCACUGAGCUAUGGGGCAGUCCCUGUUGUUCAUGCUGUUGGUGGGCUGAGAGAUAGUGUGCAGCCGAUGGAUCCAUUGGCGGAGCCCCAAGCCACAUACUCUGCAACUGCACCUUUGGUUGAUGAACCACAGUAA